AUGUCGUAUGCCCAAGUCCUUCGAGACGCGAGGAAUAAGGUGGACCCUAGGUCGGCGGGCGUCUCCAGAAUCCGUCAGACCCUGGAGGGGCAUUUGUUGUUGGAGGUGGGAGGGGAGGACCGCAAAUCCAAGGCGGACCUCCUCGCCACCAAGUUAAAAGAGGCUCUCCCUGAAGGAGUCAGUGUGGCUCGUCCGUCCCGAAACGUGGAGAUAUUAGUUUCGGGAUUGGACGAGUUCACCACGGAGGACAACCUCCGCAGAGAUUUUGCGACAGAGUUUGGUGGCGGGAAUGGCGUUAGGGUAGUAUCCCUGCGUCGCUCCCAGCCCGUGGGUGGAGUCGCCUUGGUCCGCUGCCCAGCUGAGGUAGCGGCCAAGGCGAUUAAAGCAGAAAGAUUGCCGGUGGGCUGGGUGAUG
This is a messenger RNA of Pseudomyrmex gracilis, 414 nucleotides long. RefSeq lists its product as uncharacterized. The transcript has a single exon. The annotation marks the transcript as partial. The record is from RefSeq and is a predicted model, not a curated record. Lineage: Eukaryota; Metazoa; Arthropoda; Insecta; Hymenoptera; Formicidae.